Messenger RNA from Trichoderma gamsii, 966 nucleotides. Its product is annotated as ATP phosphoribosyltransferase. Gene Ontology annotation, biological process: L-histidine biosynthetic process. The record is from RefSeq and is a predicted model, not a curated record. NCBI's taxonomy places the organism in Eukaryota, Fungi, Ascomycota, Sordariomycetes, Hypocreales, Hypocreaceae. The transcript has 4 exons. Gene Ontology annotation, molecular function: magnesium ion binding; ATP phosphoribosyltransferase activity. Gene Ontology annotation, cellular component: cytoplasm. The coding region runs from base 1 to 966 and encodes 321 amino acids.
AUGGAUCUCGUCAACAGUCUCGAAGGACGUCUGCUCUUUGCGGUACCCAAAAUCCGCUCGUUUUGUCCUACCGCAGAGGGCCGAUUGAACGCAGCUGCGUUGAACCUUCUAGAGGGCGCCGAUAUCCAAUUCCGCCGCGAGAACCGCCUCGACAUCGCCCUUGUCAAGAACCUCCCCAUCGCCCUCAUUUUCCUGCCUGCGGCGGACAUCCCCACGUUUGUCGGCCAGGGCCGCGUCGACCUUGGCAUCACGGGAUGGGACCAGGUCAAGGAGCACGAUGCUGCCGUCAAGGCCACCACCAGCGAAGAUCCGUCGUCCCCGGUCUCGGGCAGCGAGAUGGUCAUGGACCUCGAAUUUGGCGCGUGCAAGCUGCAGGUUCAGGUCCCAGAGAAGGGACAAUACGCCACCAGCACAGACCUGAUUGGACGCACAAUUGGUACGAGUUUUGUCAGCCUGACUGAGGAGUACUUUGCCCAGCUGGAGGCACAGGCAAGCGGAGCUGCGCCUCAGAAGCUGCGGACCAAGAUCAUUGAGCUGAGCGGCAGUGUCGAGGCAGCUUGUGCGCUGGGUGUCGCCGAUGGCAUCGUGGAUCUUGUUGAAUCAGGAGAGACCAUGAGGGCUGCGGGACUCAAGGCCAUCGACACCGUUGUCGAGUCGGUGGCCGUCCUCAUCAAGUCGCGCUCACCGUCCAACACCGACCUGGUAGACCUCAUUGCGGCACGUAUCCGCGGUGUCAUCACUGCCCAGCGAUAUGUUCUGUGCCAAUAUAACAUUGAGCGGUCGAGCAUCGCUGCGGCCACGCAGAUCACACCAGGAAAGCGUGCUCCCACAGUCACAUCACUGGAUGAUGGCUGGGUUGCUGUGAGCUCAAUGGUCGAAAAGAAGAAGAUUGCCCUCGUCAUGGAUGACUUGAAGCGAGUGGGAGCCCAGGAUAUCCUUGUCCUGGACAUCCACAACACACGAUAA